Molecule: messenger RNA, 5940 nt
Organism: Hydra vulgaris (swiftwater hydra)
Lineage: Eukaryota; Metazoa; Cnidaria; Hydrozoa; Anthoathecata; Hydridae
Product: muscle calcium channel subunit alpha-1
Biological process (GO): calcium ion import across plasma membrane
Cellular component (GO): membrane; voltage-gated calcium channel complex
Molecular function (GO): high voltage-gated calcium channel activity
Source: RefSeq, a predicted model, not a curated record
AUUAAAUGACUCCGUCAUAAUUUAUCUUAUAUUUCUAACUAAAUAAAUCGAUAUAUUAAAGUUGUAUUUAUCUUUAUAAGAGUAGGGCAACAACAUAUCUCCUUGAUUUCUCAAAACUUGAAAUUAUUGAGUUUAAAUUAGUAGGCCUAAUUAAAGCAACUACUACACUAAUUUGGUUACUUUAGAUCGUUUGAACAGCUUCUUUUUUAAAAAUUUAAUAUUUUAGGCAUACCACAUUAAAGAAAAAAGACUUUUAUAUCAGAAAAAGAAAUUAAAUGUGUUUUAUGUGAAAUGCUAUGAGUAUGGUGACUGUUAUGAGUUGUUGUAUUUAAGAGAUGUGUAACGCAUUAAGCUAUAUCAAAUAAAUGAACAAUAAUGGAGGUAAAUAGUAGUAGCAAUAUAGCAGUUGAUGGACUUCCUAAACUUGAACUGUCUACAUUUAAUUCUACUUACAAUCAGUUGAGCAAAAGAAAAAAUAACUUAAAUGCUGGACAAACAUUUAGACCAAAAAGAUCCUUAUUUUGCUUUACAUUGAAUAACCCAGUUCGUCGUGCAUGUAUUGCUAUUGUAGAAUGGAAACCUUUUGAUUUUUUUAUAUUAAUUAAUAUUUUUGCUACAUGUGGGGUCUUGGCUGCUUAUGAUCCUACGCCUUCACACGAUUCUAAAAACGCUACUUUAGAAAAGGUUGAAUAUUUUUUUAUUGCUGUAUUUACAAUUGAAUGCAUUCUAAAAAUAAUGGCUGAUGGGUUUGCAUUUCAUCAAGGAGCAUACUUGCGCAAUUGGUGGAAUGUUUUAGACUUUUUAAUUGUAGUUAUUGGUCUGGUCACUUUAGUCUUUGAAAGUUAUAUAGAAGUAGAUGUAAAAGCUUUGCGUGCCUUUCGUGUAUUAAGACCACUUCGUCUUGUUUCUGGUUUACCAAGUCUGCAGAUUGUUCUUACAUCAAUAUUAAAAGCUCUUGUUCCUUUAUUUUACAUUGCAAUGCUUGUUAUUUUUGUUAUCAUUAUUUAUUCUAUCAUUGGUGUUGAAUUAUUUAUGGGAAAACUUCAUUAUACUUGUGUUAAUGAAACCACCAAUGAGGUAACAUCCAGAUUGCGACCAUGUAGUAUUAGUCCAAAAGUAGGUUACCAAUGUAAAAAUGGAACAGUAUGUAAAGAUGUUUGGGAAGGUCCUAAUUUUGGAAUUACUAGUUUUGACCAUGUGGGAUUAGCUGCAUUGGCAGUGUUUACUUCUAUUACAAAAGAAGGUUGGACAGAUGUUUUUUAUUUAAUAGAAGACUCAUUAGGAGGAGCUUGGGUUUGGAUAUACUUUGUCACACUUAUCAUAUGGGGAUCGUUUUUUGUUCUAAAUCUUGUUCUUGGUGUUCUCAGUGGUGAGUUUGCUAAAGAAAAGGCUAGACAAACAAAAUCUGGGAAGUACCAAAAAAUUAGAGAAAAACGUUAUGUUGAUGAUGCUGUUAAAGGUUACACUGAAUGGAUUCAACAAGCAGAGGAUUUAGAACAAGACCAAAACAUCAACGAAAUUAAGUUUUAUCUAGAUGGCCGGCGCUUUACAACUGUGAAACCACAAAAUGAUAUUCUUGGAUUAGAAAUAACUCCUAAAAUGCAAGAUGCUUUAUGUCAAUAUGGUAGAUUUUACAAAUGGGGAAAGCGUUUUUCAAGUUUUCACAAGCGUUCACAUCGACUUUCUCGAAAAAUCGUAAAAUCUCAAACAUUUUAUUGGGCAGUUAUUAUAGCUGUUUUUUUGAAUUCUUUAGUUCUUGCAGUUGAGCAUUAUAAUGAACCAGAGUACAUUACAAUAUUUCUAAAUCGUGCUAACUAUUUUUUUCUUGCAUUGUUUACAUUUGAAAUGUUGUUGAAAAUUUAUUCAAAUGGUUUUCAUGGAUAUUGGUUAUCACUGUUUAAUCGAUAUGAUUUUUUUGUUGUAAUUAGUAGUCUGUUGGAGGUUUCCAUCACUAUACCAACUAAAAUGCCACCAAUUGGAAUUUCGGUAUUACGUUGUGUAAGAUUGCUUCGAAUAUUCAAAGUAACACGUUACUGGCAAUCAUUGAAAAACUUUGUUGAUGCUCUUAUUAACAGCAUCAAGUCAAUUGCUAGCCUAUUGCUACUUCUUUCUCUUUUUAUUCUAAUAUUUGCACUUCUUGGAAUGCAAAUUUUUGGUGGGAAGUAUGAACCUCCUAGAAUUGAAGAAAAACCACGAAGUACUUUUGAUUCAUUUUGGAGGGCGUUGAUUACUGUUUUUCAGAUAUUAACAGGUGAAGAUUGGAAUUCAUGCAUGUAUAUUGGAAUAAAAUCUUGGGGAGGAAUAGAUAAACCUGAAUCCAUUUUGGCAAUAGUAUAUUUUGUUUGUCUGGUUGUUAUUGGAAACUACAUAUUGUUAAAUGUAUUUCUAGCGAUUGCUGUAGAUAAUUUAGGUGAUGCUGAAGACAUGACAAAGCUAGAUGAAGAAGAAAAAAUUCGUAAAAAAGAGUUAAAAGAGAAACUACUGAAGGGCAAUCAGAGCAACACAAAGAUUGAGCGCAAUCCAACGAUAGAUUUGUUUGUGUAUCCGUCUACUGAUACAGAAAAAGCAAGUGAAAUUGGUGAAAGUUUUGAUGAUGACCAACAUAUAAUGCAUAAAAAAAUUCGCCCUUUAAAACUUUCAGAAGCAAAUAAACUUAAGAAAAUUAUUGAUCCCAUGCCAAUUGCACGAUCAUUAUUUCUCUUCACUGCUGAUAGUCGAUUUCGAAGAGGUUGUUACCGACUAUGUACAAAUGUAUACUUUUUAAAUAUGAUUCUUGUUAUGAUUUUCUUGAGUAGCAUUUUACUUGCAGCUGAAGAUCCUCUUGAUUUGGAUGUUUCCAGAAAUACUAUAUUGGAUUAUUUUGAUUAUGUGUUCACUGCAAUUUUUACGCUAGAAAUUUUGAUUAAGAUAAUAGCAUAUGGAGCAUUUGUGCACAAAGGGAGCUUCUGUAGAGCAUUUUUUAAUGUGUUGGACUUGCUUAUUGUGUCUGUCUCGCUUAUUUCAAUCUUUAUAGGAAAGUCUGAUGAUAUGUCUGUUGUCCGUAUCUUUCGUGUAAUCCGAGUAUUGCGACCAUUACGAGCUAUUAACAGAGCACAGGGUCUAAAGCAUGUCAUUCAAUGUGUUAUUCUAGCUGUUAAAAAGAUUGGGAAUAUUAUGCUUGUCACUUUUCUUUUUCAAUUUCUAUUUGCUGUGAUUGGUAUACAACUUUUUAAGGGUACAUUUUCGUUUUGCAAUGAUACAAAUAAAACAACUAAAGUUGAUUGCAUUGGAAUGUUUGUUGAUGAAAAUGGAAUGAAUGAAACACGUAAAUGGGAAACCCACGAAUUUAACUUUGAUAAUAUUUUUGAAGCCAUGACUACACUAUUUGUUGUAAUGACAUUUGAAGGAUGGCCAGGUAUUUUAUACAAUGCUAUUGACUCAAAGGGUGUGGAUGUUGGCCCUGUUAAGGACAAUAGGCCUCUUGUUGCAAUUUAUUUUGUGAUAUAUAUUAUUAUAAUUGCGUUCUUCAUGGUUAAUAUAUUUGUUGGAUUUGUUAUUGUGACGUUUAAAAGUGAAGGGGAAGAAGAAUUCAAGAAUUGUGAGCUUGAUAAAAAUCAGAGAAAUUGUAUUGACUAUGUGCUGAACAUUCGUCCAGUGUCUCGCUUCGUACCACAACAUAAAGUUCAGUACCAUAUAUGGCGUAUUGUUACAUCGAAGCAGUUUGAAUACAUGAUUUUUGGUUUUAUUGUAGGCAAUACUAUAGUUUUGGCUGGACAGGUAUAUAAAGCAUCUCCUUUAUAUGCAAGAAUUCUAGAUGGUUUCAACAUUGGUUUUACAAUGGUGUUUUUGUUUGAGUUUCUUCUUAGUUUAACUGCUUAUGGACCUAAGAAUUAUGUUAAAGAUUUAUGGAAUAUCUUUGAUUUUGUUGUUGUCUUGGGCAGCAUUAUUGAUAUAAUUUUAACAGAAAUUUAUCAUGAUCACGCCAUUAAGUUCAAUUUUUUUCGAUUAUUUCGUGGAUUGAGGCUGGUGAAACUUCUUAGUAAAGGUGCAGGGAUACGCAAACUUCUUUGGACAUUUAUGAAAUCAUUUCAGGCGCUUCCAUAUGUUGGCUUACUCAUUGUAUUAUUAUUUUUUAUUUAUGCUGUUAUUGGAAUGCAGGUUUUUGGUACAAUAAGUAUUGACAAUGAUGAGUUAGCUAUCAACCAGUAUAACAAUUUUCAAACCUUUGCGGCUUCUGCUUUUCUUUUGUUUCGGUCUGCUACAGGAGAAAAUUGGCAACAGAUCAUGAAAGCUUGUAUUCCCAAAGAAGAUGUAGUUUGCCAAAUUGACAAAACUCGUAAAUGUGGAUCAUAUUUUGCUUAUGUUUAUUUUAUGAGUUUCAACAUGAUAUGUUCAUUUUUGAUUAUAAAUUUAUUUGUUGCUGUAAUAAUGGACAACUUUGAUUACUUAACUCGUGAUUGGUCAAUACUUGGCCCACACCACCUAGAAGAAUAUGUUCGUACUUGGUCUGAAUAUGAUCCAAAUGCCACAGGGCGUAUGAAGCAUAUUGAUAUUGUUACCAUGUUAAAAAGAAUUGAACCCCCUCUUGGUUUUGGUAAAUGUUGCCCUCACCGAGAAGCUUGCAAACGUCUUGUUAGUAUGAAUAUGAUGAUGAAUAAUGAUGGAACAGUUGACUUUCAUUCUACAUUGUUUGCGCUCAUCAGAACAUCGCUUAAUAUUAAAAGACCAGAAGCCAAGUCAAACAUGGUCAAAGAAAAUUAUGAACUUCGUAAAAUUAUAAAGCACAUAUGGCCACGGACAAGUCCAGACCUUAUAGAUAAAAUAUUACCUAAACCUGAAUGUGAUGAAGGAAUCACUGUUGGAAAGUUUUAUGCUACAUUUUUGAUUCAAGAAUAUUUCAGACGCUUUAAAAAAAAGCGACAGGAAGAGAGGAGGAAGAAAAAUGCAGAGACAACUGUUUCAUUAAUGGCUGGAAUUCGCAUUUUACAUUCAGCUGGUCCUAAAUUGAGAAGAACAAUAUCUGGUGAGUUAGGAGAAGAAAUUGAUUUUAAGCGUGGAAAACGCCGUAGUUUUAUUGGAAGCUUGACAAAUUCUGUUCGAAGAUCGUUAACUUUUACUGAAUCUGAAAGGAUGCGUAAUAUGUUUCGGCGGCGUCCCAGCAACAAUGUGGGUGAUAACGCAAAUAGCUCACCACUGCUCAAUGUACAUGAUCAAAACAAUGAUUUAUACAGACAUUCUUACCACGGUUGCAGCUCUUAUCAAAAUGAAUUGCACAAAAAUAAGUCUGAAUCCUUAAGUGCAGAUGAAUUAUCAAGAGGUCUUCUUAAACAUGAUAAAAACGAUAACUCAUCAAGCAAAGACGUUAAUAAUUCUACAGAAUUUAUUGAUAGUAGUACGGAAGAUAUUCAUAAAAACAGUGAAGAAAAGACUAAUAAAAAGUCAUUUGAGUAUUCGAAUUUUCGCCGUCCGAGUUUACGGUUUUUACCUCCAACAGUUACUAUUGAUUCAGAUUCUGUUGAGGAAAACGAUACUGCUAAUGAAUCUAGCUUACCAGUGUUAUUAGAAAACUCAUCAUCCAUGGAAUAAAAUAGAACCGUGUUAAAUUGCUUAAAUUUUCCUAUCGGCAACCGGCCUUGUCUAAUAUACCAUAAAAAGAAGUCUUUAAUACGCUAAAAUUUGCGAUGUUUUUAUUAACAAAAAUUUAUUACAUGACAACAUUUUUUAGAAUCAGCGAUAGUUUUACAACAAAAAAUCUAUCGUAAAUUUUUUUCAUAAAAAGUUUUUUAUUUAUAAAUUUUUUGUAUUAAAUAUGUUUGUUAUAAUUUUUAUUUUUAACUAAAUUUUAUUUUCUGUUAUUCGCUAAAUUAUUUUUUCACAUAUUUACACAUUUGUUACUAAAUCCUGUUUAAAUUUGCCGUUCACGUUUUAUAGUGAACAAUUAAAAAUACAUGCCUCGACAUU